Brugia pahangi is the source of this 300-nucleotide messenger RNA. NCBI's taxonomy places the organism in Eukaryota, Metazoa, Nematoda, Chromadorea, Rhabditida, Onchocercidae. The record is from the annotation of a GenBank genome assembly.
AUGAAAUCUUUAUUUUUACCAUUGCAGAAUAAUAGAAUUUUCAUUUUUCUAUUAACUACUCGUGUCAGUGAACUAGGAAUCAAUCUUACUGGUGCUAAUCGAGUGGUAAUUUUUGAUCCUGAGUGGAAUCCUUCUACCGAUAUUCAGGCACGGGAGCGAACAUGGCGUACUGGACAGGGACGUGCUGUUACUAUAUACAGAUUGUUAACCGGUGGCACCAUUGAAGAGAAAAUUUAUCAUAGGCAAAUUUUUAAAGUUUCCCUAUCAAAUCGUAUAUUGACUGAUCCGAGACAACAUUGA